UGCUCGUUCUGUACCCCCGCUCAACCCCUCUCUCUGCUCUCUCUUCCUGAUUAUAUCUCUGUUCGGAGCAUCCCGAGAGAGCUCAAGCUAUCAACCAUGCUGGUCUAUAAGGAUUUACUAACUGGUGAUGAGCUUCUCUCUGACUCAUUUUGCUACAAGGAAAUUGAGAGCGGGGUUCUGUGGGAGGUUGAGGGAAAGUGGGUGGUCCAGGGAGCAGUUGAUGUAGAUAUUGGAGCAAACCCAUCUGCAGAAGGUGCUGAUGAGGAUGAGGGGGUUGACGACAAAGCUGUUAAGGUGGUUGACAUUGUUGACACUUUCAGACUCCAGGAGCAACCUCCCUUUGAUAAGAAGCAAUUUGUAGCGUACAUUAAGAAAUACAUCAAACUGUUGACCCCUAAGCUGGAUGCCGAGAAACAGGAGGUGUUCAAAAAAAACAUUGAGGGAGCAACCAAGUUCCUGCUCUCAAAGCUUAGUGACCUGCAAUUUUUUGUGGGGGAGAGCAUGAGUGACGAUAGCACUCUUGUGUUUGCUUAUUACAAGGAUGGCGCUUCAGACCCAACAUUCUUGUACUUUGCCCAUGGUCUCAAGGAAGUUAAGUGCUAGAUGGUGUGCAAUGAACUACAAAUGGGUUUUUGCAGCUCUAAUUCUUAAAAUCCUAAUAUUUGUAUUUUUGGAUUUGUGUAAUGGGAUUUCUAAGUUUCUCCAGAAUGAUAAUUGCUUUUGCUUUCUAAAUUAAGUAAUAAACACAACUUCGUUUAUGUUUGACUUA
Molecule: messenger RNA, 769 nt
Organism: Ipomoea nil (Japanese morning glory)
Lineage: Eukaryota; Viridiplantae; Streptophyta; Magnoliopsida; Solanales; Convolvulaceae
Product: translationally-controlled tumor protein homolog
Exons: 5
Coding region: 97-603 (168 amino acids)
Cellular component (GO): cytoplasm
Molecular function (GO): calcium ion binding
Source: RefSeq, a predicted model, not a curated record